This is a messenger RNA of Ostreobium quekettii, 1944 nucleotides long. The record is from the annotation of a GenBank genome assembly. Lineage: Eukaryota; Viridiplantae; Chlorophyta; Ulvophyceae; Bryopsidales; Ostreobiaceae.
AUGGCCGGCGACGACCGGCCAACGAGCCAACUCCCUCGCCCCAGGAACUGUCGCCUCGAUGCCAUGUCCCCGUCGAGGCGACCAACCCGUUACGUCGUUGGCGCGCGCGCCACAAUGGCAUCCCGUUUUCGCGCGGCAUCGGCUCUUCUGGUGGUGUGGACGGCAUGCGCGGCGAUCAUCGUGGAAUUCGAGGGUUUGGCGCUUGGGGAUGCGUCUGGGGAUUCAAGGCAGCUCAAGCAAAAUAUACCUCAAGGACUGAUUUUGGGUGAGGAUGCACCAUGUGGGCGGUUCUCCAACAUGGUGUCACUGCGCAAUGCUGAAAAUGUGCACAGGUGUGGGGGAACACUAGUUGCCAGCAAGUGGGUGCUGACUGCAGCACACUGCGUGGACCCAAAUAAUCAAAAGUCCCUGGGCACCACACCCAUUGUGGUGGUAGGUGGCUGCAAACUGGACGACGUGGAGAACGAAAAUGGGAAAGUUGAGUCAUCUAGACCAAAAAAGACAUUCAUCCACAAAGGUUGGACAGGAAAUCUGUCAGAUGGAAAUGACAUUGCGCUGCUCAAGCUGCAGAAGAAGACCAAGCACGAGUUUGUAGGUCUCCCCACAGCCACACACUCCCUUUCCAGGGGCGAAGCCUUGUUGGCUCUUGGAUGGGGGGAAGGCGGUGACGGCAGUGGCGACCUUCAAAUGGCUGAGUCUAUUGAAGUCAUAGAUAUCAAUGAAUGCCGCAGCAAGGAGUUCUGGGGCGACUCCGUAAAGGACACCAUGUUUUGUGCUUAUAGUUUCCAAGGGGAGGAUGUGUGUCAAGGUGAUAGUGGGGGCCCAUUGAUAGAGCCUUUUACACGUGAUGGUGUCCUAGAGGCUGGCAAACCCAGCCUCGAUAUCAUUGUUGGCAUCACAUCCUUUGGCGAUUCUGGAUGUGGAGAUUCACAGCUACCAAAUGUCUUCACGAAGGUCAGCUCAUUUCGCGAUUGGAUCGACUUUGUGAUGGAGGAAGAGCCACCAGAGUUGAUUUCAACUCCAGGGCCCGCUGCCCAGGCAUCACCCCCUGAAGACCCUACUUCUAUGCGACCAGAUGUGCCAUCACCACUGCCUGAUGACCCUCCACUGGUAUCAGGUCCACCACCAAUGCCGGCAUUGCCACCCACUGAGGAAAUGGCCCCACCCACGCCGGCACCCAUACCUCCAGCUCCUGAAAGGGCUGGGACAUCCCCAUCUGAAGACGUACAAGAGCUUAACGAGGACCUGAUGUUUGUUGCCGCAAAGCCCGAAAGCGAUUCCACAGAGUCUGAGGUGGAAGAUCUCAUCUCCAGUGGAGCCGACCCCAAUGCUUGCUGCACUGCAAUUGGCAAGUUUGAGGGGUGUACAGCUUUGGUGCUGACCACGAGGAGCAACAACACCGCUGCAGCAAAAGCCCUCGUGGCAGCAGGCGCUGAUGUGGACCUGCCAUGUGGUCUUGAAAGCAGCCCCCUGCAUUGGGCGGCGAUGGAAAAUGCCAUCGGGGUGUCGCAGGUACUGGUGGACGCCGAUGCUGAGCUGGAUCCCAGGGACGCCGACCGCGACACGCCCCUGCACGAAACCUCCUGGAGCAACCACAUAGGAGUCGCCGAGGUGCUGGUGAAGGCGGGCGCCAAUUUGGAGGCGCGCAGACGGGGAGGGGACACCCCCCUGCUCCUGACUGCCAGGCGCGACAGCCCGCAUGUGGCGGAGGUGCUUGCCGAGGGCGGCGCUGACACGGAGGCAAGAACUACAGCGGGAAAUUUUACGGCGCUCAUGAUCGCAGCAGGGGAAGGGUACUUGGAAGUGGUGAAGGUGCUUGUGGCGCAUGGGGCGGAUGUGUCUGCUCGAAAUGAGGAGGGCGAGACAGCGGGGGAUUUGAUUUGCAUUGAGAAUAUCCGUUGCAAGGCUGAUGUCGUUAGUGAAUUGGAGGUCAUCUUGCUGUGA